Molecule: messenger RNA, 6130 nt
Organism: Pungitius pungitius (ninespine stickleback)
Lineage: Eukaryota; Metazoa; Chordata; Actinopteri; Perciformes; Gasterosteidae
Product: protein bicaudal C homolog 1-B-like
Exons: 21
Coding region: 383-3307 (974 amino acids)
Cellular component (GO): cytoplasm
Molecular function (GO): RNA binding; protein binding
Source: RefSeq, a predicted model, not a curated record
CGGCUUUUCUGCGGGGUGACACGUGAAACUUUCUCGAGGAGUUGCUCGGUGUGCUCGCGGUGUGCUGAGCUAAGCGUCGUGGACCAGCGUGCUGCUGCUGCUGCUACUUAUUUUAUUUUUUUAAAAAGAAACUCCGCCUGUAAAUGGGGGCAAAAAACGAAGGGGACCCGAGGAAACUGCAGAGGAAAAGUCCCGACUGCGCUGCAAUGAGCCUGCACGGCAACCCCGAAUUAACGGAAUAAAAAAAAAAAAAAAAAAAAAGUUCACAGAAGUUAAACCGCUUUUGAUUCAGCUCGACUUCGGGUUGAAUAUAAAACAACAACAACAACAACAAACAAAAAAACACCCGAAGUGGCCUCUGGAGAAGUUGCUGAGCGGCGUCAUGGCUGCCCACUGCGACGCCCUGAGCGGAUACUUGCAGCAGUCGGACCAGGGCUCCAACAGCGAGCGCAGCGCCGACUCCCCCCUCCCGGGGUCCGAGGAGGACCUGAGCGGACUCCAUCCGCCGCCGGACCCGGAGUGGACCGAGGAGCGGUUUCGGGUGGACCGUAAGAAGUUGGAAGUCAUGUUGUUAGCUGCCUCCGAGGGGAGAGUCAACGGAGGGGAGGAUUUCUUUCAGAAGAUCAUGGAUGACACCCAAACGCAGAUCGCCUGGCCCUCCAAACUGAAAAUCGGAGCCAAGUCCAAAAAAGAUCCACACAUCAAGGUGUGCGGGAAGAGGGAGAACGUGAGGGAAGCCAAAGACAGAAUCAUGUCCGUCCUCGACACAAAGAGCAACCGGGUAACCCUGAAGAUGGACGUCUCUCACACGGAGCACUCUCACGUUAUUGGGAAAGGUGGCAACAACAUCAAGAGGGUGAUGGAGGAGACGGGUUGCCACAUCCAUUUCCCGGACUCCAACAGGAACAACCAGGCCGAGAAAAGCAACCAGGUGUCCAUCGCAGGGCAGCCGGGAGGGGUGGAGGCAGCUCGAGUAAAAAUACGGGAGCUGCUCCCUCUCGUGCUGUCCUUCGAGCUACCCGCCAUCAUGCAGUCGGACCCCGGCUCCGCGACCGUGCAGCACAUCUCGCAGACCUACAGCCUCACCGUCUCCUUCAAGCCCCCGACCCGCCUCUACAGGGCCACCGGCGUGGUCCGCGGCUCGCAGAACAACGCCCACGCCGUCAAGAGGGGCACCGCUCUGCUGCUGGAGCAUUUGGCCGGCAGCCUGGCGAGCGCCGUCUCCAUCACCACCCACCUGGACAUCGCGCCGCAGCACCACCUCUUUAUGAAGGGCCGCAACGGCAGCAACAUCAAGCACAUCACCCAGCGGACGGGGGCCCAGAUUCACUUCCCCGACCCCAACAGCCCCCAGAAGAAAUCCACGGUCUACAUUCAGGGCACGAUCGAAUCGGUCUGCCUGGCACGGCAGUACCUCAUGGGCUGCUUGCCUCUGGUGUUGAUGUUUGACAUCAAAGAAGACAUCGAGGUGGAUCCCCAGUGUAUCACAGCACUAAUGGAGCAGCUCGACGUCUUCAUCAGUAUCAAACCCAAGCCCAAACAACCCAGCAAGUCUGUGAUAGUCAAGAGUGUGGAGAGGAAUGCCGUGAACAUGUACGAAGCCCGGAAAUUCCUCUUGGGUCUGGAGAGCAACGGGGUGUCCUCCUCCUCUGUGGCGCUGAAUCCCUCCGCCAACGUCCCGUCCCCGUCCCUCAUCUGCCCCGUUGGCCUGGACAUCCUGGCCUCAGCUGGCCUGGGGCUGAGCAAUCUGGGCUUCCUGGGAGCGACGGCGGCCCACUCCCUCAGCAGCUCUGCUGCGCCCAACGCCGUCCUCAACAGCUUGAACUCCUCCAUGGGCCCCCUGCAGAGCACCGGGCCGAGCACCCCCACUCCCACCGCCUCCCUGUGGGCCAGCUCCCUCACCGGCACCCAAGGCUUCUCAUCUCAGCUGCUGCUGCACCCGGCCGCCCAGGCCACCCUGAGUAGCAUCCUGCUGUCGGGUGUCCAGGGCUACACGCAGAAUACACCGUCUCCUCCACCCGGCCUCGCCCCAAUAGAUUUACAGCCCAACGGGGUCCCGGACUGCUCCAAGGGCUCCUGCUCCCUCAAUGGACACGUCAAGCAUUCGGGCUCAGUCUAUGGGAGGAUAGGCACGGCAUCACUUGCAGAAACGGUCUUGAGCCCGGCCCCGUGUGACCAGGUCCAGGAGGCCGGAGGACACAAUCCGUCCAAGCCGCUGUCCAGCAAGUCUGACCCGGACGAAGGUUCCGACACAUUUGUGGAAGUGGGCAUGCCCAGAAGCCCCUCGCACUCGGCCAACGGAAGUGAGCUGAAACAGAUGCUGGCUUCAUGCAAGACGUCAUCGGGGAAGCGACAGGCUGUGGAGCUGCUGCAGGGCACCAAGAACUCCCAUCUGCACUCUGAUUGUCUCCUCUCGGACGCCGAGUCCAGCUCGUCCGACAGCCCCGUGGCCGAUAAGCGGGCGCCAGGCAGCGAGCGGGCGGCUGAGCGGGCAGCGCAGCAGAACGAGAGGGAGCGAAUCCGACUGGUGCCAGGGACCUCCUUGGCUAACAUACAGGCGUUCGAUUAUGAACAGAAGAAGCUGUUGGCAACCAAAGCCAUGCUGAAGAAGCCCGUGGUGACCGAGGUGCGGACUCCCACCAACACCUGGAGCGGCCUGGGCUUCUCAAAGUCCAUGCCAGCCGAGACCAUCAAGGAGCUGCGACGAGCCAAUCACGUUCCAUACAAGCCGAGCAUGAGCACCACCUUCGAGGACUCCCCGCUGUCCUUGUCUCGGUCCAACAGCCGGGAAGGCCUCGGCAACGGCAGCGACUCUGACAACUGGCGAGACAGGAACGGCGGCGUUAACGGCCUCCCGUGUCACGCCGAGUUCCCCUCCGCCGUCGGCAGCCCCAAGAGGAAGCAGAACAAAUCCGCUGCGGAGCAUUACCUCAGCAGCAGCAACUACAUGGACUGCAUCUCCUCGAUAACUGGCAGCAACGGCUGCAGUCUGAACUCGCCUCUGAAAGGCUCCGACCUGCCCGAGCUCUUCAGCAAGCUGGGCUUAGGGAAGUACACGGACGUCUUCCAGCAGCAGGAGAUCGACCUGCAGACGUUCCUGACUCUAACCGACCAGGACCUGAAGGAACUGGGCAUCACCACCUUUGGGGCCCGCAGGAAAAUGCUGCUCGCCAUCUCAGAACUAAACAAGAACCGGAGGAAACUAUUCGAGCCGCCCAUCAGGUCCUCUUUCCUGGAAGGGGGGGCUAGCGGCCGCCUCUCUCGUCAGUUCCACGCUGACAUAGCCAGCGUGAGCGGGCGAUGGUAGGCCCCCGCCGCCCUACGGGCCGCCCUGCGACCGUCCACGAUGGAGGACCCCCCCCCCAUCCGGUGUCUCCCUGUGCCUCGGUACCCCCGGCUUAAGCUGGAUGAAGACUGUUCAAAUGUUUUUGUUGCCAUAUAGUAUAAAUAUAUAUAUUAAAAAAAGCCAUAGUUUUACCUUAAGUGCCAACAAGAAAGAAGGGAUUUUUUUUUUUUCUCCAGAAACAUAAAGUUCAGUUGUUCACUCCUUAUUGAGCCAUUGAGUCUCUCUGGAGCAUUUAUAUAUGAAGGUUUGUGGUUAUGGUUCUGAUGAAGGGUACUGUCCAGUAUUUCUGUCCAAAUUUCAUUCAAGGGAACAGGCAGAAGUAUUAGUACAAUCAUUUUACACUUUGAUACGACCUGCAUUUGUAGUAUGCUGUUUUAUCAGUGACAUGCACUUUAAUAUUGCUAGACUUUUGCCUGUGAGAGCCUAAUUCAUUAGAUCAAAAUAACUAUGCUUUUUUUCUUUUCUUUUUUUUUCUUUUUUAUUGACUAAAAGCACAGUUGCAUUUUGUACCAAACCGAAUAUAAGCACUUACAAGUUUAGGGCGCCACCAAAUGCAGAAAUUGUGACUUAAUCACCCAUAACAAAUACCAAAGGAACCCUUUGGAUGCCUUGUGUGUUUUGAUUGGUGGACAUUCCUCUGAGGUCCGUGUUGUGUCCUCAGUCUGUUUGUACGUCUGUGUGUUUACUAGACAAAAAAAAAAUUCAAUAUUUUGUACUCUGUAUUAUGAUUUUAUUAUUUAGUUGUUGUUACCAUUUUAGGGGAAUGGGUAGGCUGUUUAACGGUAAUCAGUUUACAUUUGUAUUUUUUUAUACAUUGAGUUUGUUAUUUUUGUAAUUAGAUUAUUAGGAUCACUAUCUUUUUUUUUUUUUUUUUUUUUAAUCAUCUGUGGAGCCGUAAUGUGGCUGUGCCAUGAGACAGCAGCAGAGACACGAGGCGGUUGGGCAAAGCUUUAAAGUCCUGUCUCUGAUUGUGUCACCAGGCCUCUUUGUAUGCUCCUCCUCUGUUUUGUUUAUCGUGCGUGGGUCGUUUGUCAGAAUCUGUUAUUUGUCACCGCUGGCCUCCCCGUGGCCCCCCUCGCGUGUUUCCCGGAAAUCGCACAAAGCCCUCCUCCGCGUACCCAGACCUCGAGUUGCUAUGCUGGAACGCCUCUGUGGCCUUUUUUUGUCUUCCUAUAAACCGGCUCUUCCAUUUAGAGCCAGGAAGGAGGGACCCAUCGGAGCAAGGUCAUGUUGUUUGUGGCAACAAAAAAAUAAAUAAAUGUCCGAUGUACACAGCUGGUUCUUGAGCAGGGAGAUAUUUGGUUAGGAACACAAAUAUCUUCUGGUCUGAGCUCGCUCUCCAGUGCAGCCACAGCCAAAUUGCUCUCAUGUGAGAAUAAAGAGAUGGAAAACAAGAAUUAGGAGAUUUAGGAGGAAAAGGGAUAGGAAUCUGGAGUUCUGUUAUCAGUCGUGCACUCUUUAAUAUCCAGGAAGCGGGGUUAAGCACACUUUAAUGAAGGCCCAGGAUCAUGCAUGAGGUAGCAGUGUUUACCAUAAAGACUUGUUCUGUAUUCUGUUCGGUCAUGUUGAUGAACAGCGGAUUUCCCCAGUGUUGUUCUUAAGAUUCAUGAGGAUUUAGCCUCCGAAAACGAUCCGUCUUCCAUAGUCUUGAACUCUUUGUAUCAAGUGCAAUUAAGUGCCUCUUUGUUACCCCCCCCCCCCCCCCCCUUUUUUUUUCUUUGCUAAGUUUCUAAAAUCGUAAUGCUGACAAAAGUCAUAUCUUCAAAUGAAAGUGCAGUGUUUAUAAGCAAUUUGGUUUGCAAAGGACGCUUUUGAGAAAUCAUCCCGGCGGCAUCGCCAAAUAAAAAGCAACCGCAGUGAUCACACGGCUUCGUACAGGGAGACAUUGUUAAUUUGUCACUUCUCUUCGGCCCUCCUUCUUGAGGGCAGUCGUCGCCGUCGUUGUUGUUGUUUACCACGUUCACCCUAAACCACUUUCCCACCUCUCGCAUCUGAUUUGAGACGUUUCACGUGGUGAAAAAGCACUGCACACGCUCCUCGACGCCAACCAGGCAAUUGUCAUUGACGUUGACACUAACCUAGACGGGGAUACCUUUAUCCUGAGAGGAGACCCCCCCCCCCCCCCCCCGCCUCACUAAUCAUGGUACUACAUUGAAACUGUUGAGCACUGAUUCUACCAGUGCUGAGACGCGUGUUCCUGCCUCGCAGACAUUUGUUUUUCACCCCUCUUUUCCGAUGCUUUCGCUCGGAGGGAAGCGGAGUUCUUGUCUCAAGUGAAUGUUUAAGAAAAAAAUAAUAAUAAUAUAGAUGCAUGUUAUUGCAGAUUUAUUACGGAUCAGUGAAGGGAGUCGAAACGUUUACUGCUUGUCUAGUCUUUGCCCUCCGAUGGAGUAGAUUCACAAUUAUGUCUUUUGAUUGGUUCUAUUCCUUUUGUUGUUCCCAAAGGGAUUUAUUUGAAGGAGUCUUUGUACUGCAAUCAAAUGGUACAUUUAUAAUAAAUGUAAACCACUAAGGAUAAUACAUAACUUUUGUACUACUUUUUCAUCUUGUGCAACCAUUGUUUUUGUGUGAAAAAGGUACAAUUCUGCACAAGCCUCCAGAGAAGGAUUUGUGUACAAACAUGCCAUGUGGCCAAAGCUCUGUUCAAUGUGGCAUCUGUUGAUGCUAUUGUUCUAAUUGUAUUAUAUUACAGAUAUAAACAGGACAUUUUGGAAAACUGUCAAGCAGGCCAAAAAAAUGUUGGUUCAAGCAUUCAAAUAUUAUGAAGGUAAUAAAUGUAUGCAA